Molecule: messenger RNA, 2374 nt
Organism: Lecanosticta acicola
Lineage: Eukaryota; Fungi; Ascomycota; Dothideomycetes; Mycosphaerellales; Mycosphaerellaceae
Source: the annotation of a GenBank genome assembly
AUGGCAGACCCUGACCGACAGCGGUUCUUGCAAUUGGAACUCCAGGCCUAUCGGCAUCAAUUCCCGAACAGAAAGAACCUCCGUAAGUGUGAAGAAUUCGGCGACAGCGACGGAGCAAAAUGACUAACAUAGAGUUUCUAGCCGGGGGCACUAGUAAGGGAAAAUUAUGGGAUAGCCUGGACCCAGCAGUCUAUGCCGAUUUGGCCUAUGCACUGCAGGAAUAUGCUGAGCGACUUGAAGCGCUCACAACAGAAAUGGUCCAGCAAAGGACGGGACGGGUUCCACGAAACCUAGGCCGCGUCGUGGCUGUCAGGAAAUGGAUAACAGGCAACGAGGAAGAAGUACUUGAGCGAUACGAAGAGCUCAUUGGAGCCAUAGGGGUGCUCAUCCAAAGCCGUGGAGCGGCGCCGCAAGGAAAGAUGACCGUGACCUAUCUACGCGCUGAAGAGGCUCGACAGACCAGAGAGCGGGACGCGUUGCGGGGGAUAUUGGAUUCCUUACGCACUCGUCUGCACGCAUUUGGGAAUGCCAGAAGAAUGAAAGUUGGAAAGCUGUCGGAAGCGGCGGGAUGGACAUAUGUGAGGGAGUUGGGCGAGGGUGGAUUCGGUGUCGCACACUUCUACGUCCAACAGGCUCAAGAUGGGACCAUUAUUGAUGUAAGCAGAUCGCUCCUCAUUCCGUGCAGCUGAGGUGCGUAUCGCUGACAGGCCGAUGUUGAAGCGUGUGGUAGCCAAAGAUGCUGCUACGGACGGCCAUCGCUCGACGUGGGGCAUUGACAGACUAGGACGCCAUAUUCCGCAUGAGUAAGUCACAACUGUUUCGAGCGAAUUCGAUGUCAAGACCAGAUUGGCUGAGACGUGUGAAUACCAUAGGAUCAGAGCAUUGUUCGCCUUGCGGCCUUUGGUGGGCAGCGACCGCGUGGUCAAGAUUCGACGUUGGAAUAUGCACAGCGGCGGCAACUUCUAUCGAGUGUUCAUGGAGUUCUGUGGAAUGGGCGACCUCUUUAGCCUCAUGGCUAACUACGGGGAGCAGACUGGGAGCGUCACAAGACCGCGACAAUAUAUCCCGGAGCCUUUUCUGUGGAAGCUGCUGGAGGACGUGGUCACGGCCGGUAUUCUCAUGGAGAGAGGUGACUUGCGACCUACGCAGAGGCCUUGGGAUGUCAUCGUCCACCGUGAUUGGAGGACGAUCAACAGUGGGUUCCCUCAUGACUUGGGCUUCAUUGUUCUUGGUGCGACUAACAUCAUCCAUAGUGUUCCUGGGCACAAACACCAGUCAGAGCUUCAGGGGCUACCCCACCGCGAAGACGGGCGAUUUUGGCUGGAGCGCCAUCAUUCCUCACAAUAAGCCUUACAAAGGCUUUGACUACUAUAGCUCGUUCAGAUGGGAACACUGGGCACCAGUAAGCACGGCGCUGUAUGAUACUCCUUCCUAACGCCACACUGACGAUUGAUCAGGAGCAGAACUGGGACAUGCAAAGAGAACUGGGCACCAAGACAAACGGUGAGUGAUGCAUAGCACGUUUCAAAUGGCUCAAGCUAACAACAAUUCAGUGUGGGCAUGUGGACAUGUGCUUCAGGGCGCCGUGACUCUUCAAGACCCAGACCAGGGCUACCUAAUGAGCGGCUACCAGAGGGCAUCACCGUGGGCCGACGACGUCGAGCGCCACUAUAGCAAAGACCUUCUAGAUCUCAUCAUGUCUUGUCUGGCACGAGAUCCUCGGAACCGCCCGACAUUUGACGUGUUGCUUCGAAAGAUACGACGACGAACAGGCGACGGGAGCAUUGAUCUUGCACGGGGACUGAGAUUCGCGGAUAAGGACAACAGAGGCUUUCAGAGGCAUGCCCUGCUCGGUCUUGCAGAAGGCUAUCCUAUGGGUGACAUGCUGGCCGAUGCGAUGAAGGGAUCGGCACCUAAAAGGCCUGACCCGCAGGAGUCCCAGGGGAGCGAUUAUGUCUCGGAAACUCCCAGAUAUUCUGGAGACGGGGAUGAAGACGACGGUAAUGACGAUGAUGAGGACGAGGAUGGUGGCGGCGACGAUUCCGACGAGGAUGGAGGUGGACCUGCUGCUUCAGGAUCAUCAGCAGGACCAGGCGCGGAGACAUCAGCUCAGGGCCCGAGACGUGGAGGAAGAGGGAAACGGCCGCUUUCUGCUCAUGGCCCGCAACGGCCUAAAAUCAUGCUGAAGCUCAAGCGACCGCGCCCCGAAGGCGAUGCAGCUGGAGAUGCUCCAAAGUCUCCGGCGAAGAAACGAAAGCUGAAGAUCAAGGGGCCAAGAAAGCCUGCAGGUCAAUCACAGGCCGUACAGCCAUCAGCGCGUCGGUCGGGAUCGCGCAGACUGACUCCUUCAGCGGGUGAGGGGGUAGAAGAGUGA